CUUCCCUCGAUGAACGGAUGGACGUCGUCAGCCCUUUUUUGCGAUAUUCUUCUUGCUCUGUUCAACGAUCAGAUCAUCAGCAUUCAGCAAAUAGAGUAUUCUUCACAACCACGUCGUUGUCGUCGUCGAUAGUAGAUCCUUUGACGUACAGUGUACAACAGACACCACAACGGACCCUCGCCAUGCCGCUCGUAGACAAGCUCCGGACAAACUCGCAAGACCCCUCGGGCGACGAUAGGUUGGGGUUAUGGGACCCGUCCUUGAAACAGCAACGAAAGGGGACCCUGAAAAAGGUCUUGAUCGCCUUUUUGUUGAUCACAAUCUCGAUGUGGUUGUUCCUCCCCGUCUACUUUGGGUCUUAUUACCGACAAACGGAAAACACCUACCGCCUCACAACCCUCAUCCUCGACCUAGACUCUGCCGCCUCGACCCUCUCUUCCACCCUCUCCUCUUCCCUCCCCAACGCGCAAACACAACCAUACACCGCCAUCCUCGGACCCGCCAUCACCCAAUCCGCUCGGACCUACUUGACAGAGGUGGCACCUCUUACCAACUCUACCACCUGGGCUCUGGGGUAUACGUUCCCCACGGACGAACAGUUGAGCGAGUUUUCCCUGCCGUACAGGAACAAUCAGGGGGAGAUCGGGUAUACACCCGGGGUGGACCCGGAGGAAUGGGCCAAGGAGAAGGUGCAUGGGCAGACUUAUUGGGCGGUGGUGCUUGUCAGAGGGAAUGCGACGUUGCUCGCGUUGGAGGCGCUCGCGGGGAGGGUGGAUAGUUAUGAUCCCAUGGGCAGCGUAGCCAUCAUCUACACCGAAUCCCGAAACUUUUUCACCUCGAACCAAUACGUCUCCACCCAGACCGUCGAACUCGUCACCGCCGCGUCCAAUCAAGCCGGAUCCACCCUGAUCGACAACUAUCUGGAAUCUACCAACGACGCUGCCGCGGUUGCGGAUACGGCCAGCGCAGGGGGUGGGGCGGGGAGGAUGGUCUUGACCAGGCCGUUUGGGUAUAGCGAGUAUAAUCUCGCACCGUUUGACCAGUUGGCCGGGGAGGCGGCGACGACGGCGGGUGCGAUCUACCUUAUUAUCUUCGUCUUCUUUUUCACCCCCAUCUGGACCGGCGUCUACUCGACCGUCCGCAGUGGGUUGACGUUGGGCUCGGACCUCGUCCUGACGAUUCUAGCCAACUUGGGGUGGUACUUCUGGAUCUCUUUGCAUUACUCGUUGUUAUCCCUCGCUUUCGGGGUCACCUUUACCCGAGCUAGGGGGUAUGGAGGGUUCCCUCUAUACUGGCUGAUGAACUUUGUCACGAUGAUGGCCCUCGGGUUCCCUAUGCAGUUCUUCUUCGAGAUCCUUGGACAACCCUAUUUCCCCUUCUUCUUGGUCUUUUGGGUCAUCAUCAACGUCUCGGUGGCUUUCCUAGAUAUCGCGGAUAUGGAUCCGUUUUAUAGCUACGGCUUUGCGUUCCCCGUAUGGAACAACGUGGAUGCGGCGAAACACCUGUUCUUUGCCACGAAGUCGCACCUGGUUCAAAACUUUGCUGUCAACCUUGCUUGGGCGCUCAUAAGCGCUUUCCUCCUGGCUUGCCUUGUCUUCCACCGUCGAAGCAAGGAGACCAGGUCCGCUUGGGAAGCGCACCGAAAAGAACUCCACCCUCCCAAGCGCCAGAUGCGACUGGUAUUGUAAUCCCCCGGUGGCUUGCUUAAAUGGGGCGGAAAUGAUCUUCCAGGUUAGGGACGCAGGGGCGGAAAGGAGAACUGUAUCGAUUUAGAUCUGGCAUUGGCCUUGUAGCUGUAGUGAAAAUGUUCCAUUUAUAAUUCAUAAGUUCGGGCAGG
Molecule: messenger RNA, 1837 nt
Organism: Filobasidium floriforme
Lineage: Eukaryota; Fungi; Basidiomycota; Tremellomycetes; Filobasidiales; Filobasidiaceae
Exons: 10
Coding region: 18-1688 (556 amino acids)
Cellular component (GO): membrane
Source: RefSeq, a predicted model, not a curated record